CCUAGAAUCAGUUCCGGUUCCGUGUACAGUAGUUAAUAGCGGAAGUCCCCCCCAGAAAGAAGCCAAAUUUAGUCCUUUCGGGACGAUCCCGGAUAAUAUCAAAUUGAAAGACAUGUGAUUCUGAGUAACCUAGGUCUCCGCAGUAUUUCAGCGGUUGUUCGUCCACAGCAUUAUAUGUACAUACACACAAGAGAACAUCCGUCAUGGCUUCGAACGAGAAGGGUACCAUCAUCGACGAGUAUCCUGUCCCUUCCUACAGCCAAGUAGCGUGUGUUGGUACGGGCCUUAGUGCCAUUGCACUUGGAGCGACGUUGAAGAGAUGGUACGAUAAUGAUGAUAUUCGCUUUUUCGAGCGCCAGUCCGACUGCGGCGGAACUUGGUUCAUCAAUUCUUAUCCCGGAUGCGCUUGCGAUGUUCCAAGUGCUCUAUACAGCUUCUCAUUCGCUUUGAAUCCCAACUGGACCAAAUUGAUGCCAUCCAAUAAAGAGAUAAAAGAAUACCAUGAUGGCGUGGUGAAACAAUACGGCUUGCGCGAGAAGAUGGUUUUCCAUACCGAAGUGCGUAAGUGUGUUUGGCGAGAUGAUGCGAACUGUUGGCUGCUCUUCUUGAUCGACCUUGAGACUGGAAACUUGUAUACGCAUGAAUGCCAAAUCCUAUUCGCGGCAACGGGCCAAUUGAUUGAACCUCGACCCUGCGAUUUUCCAGGCGCAUCGGCUUUCAAGGGGACCAUCUUCCAUUCUGCAAGAUGGGACCACAGCGUCAAUCUAGAAGGAAAGAACGUUGUCGUUGUUGGUAAUGGAUGUACUGCAACUCAGAUUGUACCUUCGAUCGUGAAGAAGACAAAAUCAUUGACUCAAAUAGUCCGAAGCAAGCAUUGGGUUUUCCCCGCUCACAACUUCCAUUACCCGAAGAUAGUGUCUUGGAUUCUUCGCCAUGUGCCCUUUGCUAUGAGGCUCCAUCGUUUCCAUGUGUUCCUCGUAGCUGAGAACGGUUGGCGCCUUUUCCCAAUGACAAAAUCGGCUGCGAGGUUUCGAGAGAAAACGCAACGGACGAUAGAGAACUACACGAGGAAAACUGCUCCAGAGAAAUACCAUGACAUUCUUAUCCCGGACUUUGAUGUCGGCUGCAAGCGUCGCAUAUUCGAUUGCGGGUAUCUCAAAUCUCUGCAUGACGAUAACUUGCUCUUGACGGACGCCAGAAUUACGGAAAUCAUACCCGAGGGUGUGAAGACUACAGACGGUAUUAUACCAGCCGAUGUGAUUGUAUUAGCGACUGGGUUCCAAACCAACAAAUUUACUUCUUACAUGGCCGUUCACGGACGAGAGGGCACCAUCGAAGAUCAUUGGGCACGAUACGAUGGCCCCGAAGCCUACAAUUGCUCGACUUUGAGUGGAUUUCCGAAUUUCUUUAUACUACUAGGCCCGAACUCCGCAACAGGACACACUUCCGCACUGAUAGCGGCCGAAAAUUCUGUAAAUUAUGCCCUCCGCAUAAUGGAACCUGUCCUGAAUGGAAAUGCCGCAGCGGCCGAGGUCAAACAGGAGGCGGAAGAUGCCUACGCUCAUGAAGUUCAAUCGGCUCUGCAGAACCGCGUCUGGAACGCUGGCUGCUCUUCUUGGUAUAUCAACGAGAAGAAGUGGAACUCCAUGUCCUAUCCGUGGACUCAGGCACAUUACUGGUAUCGCAGCUUGUUCCCAGUGUGGUCUGAUUGGAAAAUCAAACGCACCCGUAGAAGCUCAGGGAUCAGGACCAGCCAUUACUUAUUACUCUUACUCGUCGUCAGCGGCACCUGGGUAUCCCUACUUGAGCGGCAUCCCAGUCUGAAGGAUUCGUUGUCGGGGAAAGGACUUAUAGACGCGGCCAGAGCGGUGAUAGGAUACUUUAAAAGGACUGUCUCAUGGCUCUCUUGAACAACAGUAGUUGACAAGUUGGAUUUCUCAUUGCUAUUACGGCUUGAAGGAGGUUUCGCGCAAAAUAUUUUGGAAUUGGAAUCUACAGUGAAAAUCUGGAACUUUAAACUCUUAUCCUGCAACUUCAUAGUAUGG
Molecule: messenger RNA, 2045 nt
Organism: Paecilomyces variotii
Lineage: Eukaryota; Fungi; Ascomycota; Eurotiomycetes; Eurotiales; Thermoascaceae
Product: dimethylaniline monooxygenase
Exons: 8
Coding region: 204-1910 (568 amino acids)
Molecular function (GO): N,N-dimethylaniline monooxygenase activity; NADP binding; flavin adenine dinucleotide binding
Source: RefSeq, a predicted model, not a curated record